This is a messenger RNA of Myiozetetes cayanensis, 1848 nucleotides long. RefSeq names its product synaptonemal complex central element protein 1-like. Gene Ontology annotation, biological process: synaptonemal complex assembly. The coding region runs from base 401 to 1423 and encodes 340 amino acids. NCBI's taxonomy places the organism in Eukaryota, Metazoa, Chordata, Aves, Passeriformes, Tyrannidae. Gene Ontology annotation, cellular component: synaptonemal complex. The record is from RefSeq and is a predicted model, not a curated record. The transcript is spliced from 10 exons.
AGGCGGGAAAACAUGAGGGGAAGGGAGGUGAGGAGCUGAAAAAGCUGCAGAAGGUGAGAGGGGGGACAAAAAGGGACACUGGAGGAAUAGGAGAGUGAAAAAAGGGUGAAAAGGGAUAAGAAAGAGGGGGGAGGUGACAGAAAAUGGAGGUGAGAGGGGACAGAACUGGAGAGAGGGGAGACAGAGACAGAAGGGGCAGAGGAGGCAGGAACUGGAGGAAGGAGGUGACAGAAAUGAGGAGAACCGGGAGAAAAGAGGGGAAAAGGGAGAGCAGAGGGAGGGAAGAGGGGCAGAAAUGGUGAAACGUGAGAGAAAAUGGGGCUGAGGGUGGGCAAGGGUGGACAAAGAGGGGGACAAGGGGACAGCCCAGCGCCCACUGCCACCAUCCCAUGGCCCCACCAUGGCUCCCCCCAUAGUCCCCCAUGUUCCCCAAUGUCCCCUCCAUGUUCCUGUGUCCCCCCAUGUGCCCCCGGGUUCCUCUGUGUUCCCUCCAUGUCCCUGUGUCCCUCCACAUUCCCAAUGUCUCCCCAUGUCCCCCCGUGUGCCCCUGUGUUCCCUCAAUGUUGUCCCAUGUCCUCCAAUGUCCCCCCGUGUGCCCCCAUGUCCCCCCAGGCUGCAGCGAUGGACACGGACCCGCGCAGUGAGGGGCUCUGUGGCCGGGACCCCCCGAGACCCCCGUGUGUCUCUGUGUCCCCCCGCCCCAGGGACAAGGGGUCCCAGAGUGUCCCCGAGGGAUACGUUGUCCCUGUGUCUCGCCCAGUUCCCCCCAGAUCCCCCAGGGGGGGUCCCACGGCUCGAGAUGCUGCUGAGACGGAUCCACAGCCUGCAGAGCGCCCGUCAGGCCACGGAGAAGGAGCUGGAGGAGGCACAAGGCCACAGUGAGGGGCUGCGCCAGCACGUGGAGCAGUUGGAGCAGCACGAGGAAGCACUGGAGGGGCUCUGGCAGCAGGUGCAGGACUCCCUGCGGGCGGUGCGGCUGCACGGGAAGCAGGUGGAGGCUGAAGGUCAGAGGCGCCGGGGGCUCUGCCUGGAGCAGCAGCAGGGCCUGGAGGGGGCAGGGGAACAGCGGGAGCAGCUCCGGCACCUGCGCCGGGAACACAGGUGGGAGUUCUGGCAGGAGCUCGACGCCAUCAUAGACGAGCACAAGCGCCUGCGCAACACGCACGCCCCGGCCCACCUGGAGGCUGAGCUGGUGCGACUGGAGAGCACACGGGAGAAGCUGCUGAGCCUGGAGCGGUGCCUGAUGGAGCUGGAGGAGCAGCUGGGCCCAGAAGGCCUCGAGGCCGUGCGAUUGGUGGAGCAGGAGCAGGAGGGGGCGCGGCAGCAGCUGGAGGUGGAGCUGGGCCGGCGGGAGCUGGACCUUCAGCGACGGGACAGGCUGGCAGAGGAGCUGCAGCAGCUGCAGCUGCCCUGGGAGGAGUGACAGAAGAAGAGACAGGAGGGACCUGCGGGACACCUGGGCACCUGUGUGGCAGCUGUGUGUCACUUGUGUCACCUGUGAGGCACCUGUGUGGUACCUACAGGACAGCUGUGUCACCUGUGUGCCACUUGUGUGUCACCUGUGCCACCUGCACGUCAACUGUGAGGCAGCCGUGUGACCUGUGGGACACCUGUGCCAGCUGCGUGUCACCCGUCACCUGUGUCCCCCCAUGUCCUCGUGUCCCCUCAAUCCCUCAUUGUCCCCCUCCAUGUCCCCCAUAUCCCAAUGUCCUUCCAUGUCCCCCCCACAUCCCCGUGUCCCCAAUGUCCCCAACAUCCCCCGCCGUGUCCCUCCAUGUCCCUCCAUGUCUCCCGAUGUCCCUGUGUCCCCAUUUCCCCUCAUGUCCCAAAUUGCCCCCAUGUCCCCAA